AAAGGGAAACCAUCUCUGCUCCGUUUGACGACAUUGAUAUUCAGUACACAUGUUGUCCGAAUAAAGAGAAAAAGGAAUAGCGAAUAAAUCAAUAAUAAGAAAAUAAUUCCAGCUAUUUUAAAAUUCAUUUUAUUUUUAUUAUUAUUCCCAAAUCAAACCUAAAGAACAUCUGAGAAAACAGAGCACUGCAUUAGGUGCCGAACAGAAAGAAAUGCCACUGAAGGAAAUCACAAGGUAGCAAAUCUACCCAAGAUUCUUUAUUUAUAUCAGAAAAGAGAAAGGCAAAAACAGCACUUUCUGGAACCAGUUCUUCUAAUUUUGGGGCGAGGUAGCAACCAUGAGUGCUAAAACCAAGAGGAGAACGGCCACAGAAAAUGGAGACACAGCCACAGCAGAAGAUUCUGUUCUUGUGACUAUGAUCAAUAAUGGGGAAGAUCUAGGUCCUAUGGUCAGGCUUUCUUUUGAAAGCGGGAAGCCUGAUGCCCUUCUACAGCAGCUUAAGAAUGUCGUCAAAAAGAAAGAAGUUGAAAUAGAGGAGCUUUGUAAGCUUCACUAUGAGGAAUUUAUUGUUGCAGUGGAUGAGCUGCGUGGUGUCUUGGUUGAUGCAGAAGAGUUAAAAGCUGAGUUGCAAACUGAUAAUCUGAAGCUGCAAGAUGUUGGGAGUACCCUUCUUUUAAAACUUGAAGAGUUUCUUGAAUCUUAUUCAAUUAAGAAAAAUGUUACAGAAGCGAUUAAGAUGUCAGGCAACUGUGUCCAAGUGUUGGAACUUUGUGCCAAAUGUAACAACCACAUUUCUGAAGGUCGGUUUUACCCUGCUCUGAAGGCUGUUGAUCUCAUUGAGAAAAAUUAUUUGCAGCAUAUUCCUGUCAAGCCACUCAGGACUAUGAUAGAGAAGAGAAUACCACUGAUCAAAUCGCACAUUGAGAAGAGAGUAACUAGUGAAGUUAAUGAAUGGCUUGUUCACAUAAGGAGUACAGGAAAGGAUAUCGGGCAAACAGCAAUAGGAUAUGCUGCAUCUGCUCGUCAGAGGGAUGAGGAUAUGCUAGCCCGUCAAAGAAAAGCUGAGGAACAAAGUUGUUUGGGUUUGGGAGACUUCACUUAUACCCUUGAUGUUGAAGAGAUUAAUGAAGAAUCUGUUCUAAAGUUUGACUUAACGCCUCUUUAUCGAGCAUAUCACAUUCAUGGUUGUCUGGGGAUCCAAGAACAGUUUCGUGAAUAUUACUACAAGAACCGCUUAUUGCAGCUGAGUUCAGAUUUGCAGAUUUCCUUGUCACAACCAUUUCUAGAAUCCCAUCAAACCUUCUUGGCUCAGAUUGCAGGUUAUUUCAUUGUCGAGGAUCGGGUAUUAAGGACUGCUGGUGGGCUGCUCUUGCCAAAUCAGGUUGAGACAAUGUGGGAAACAGCUGUUGGUAAAGUAACAUCACUCUUGGAACAGCAAUUUUCCCACAUGGAUACUGCUAGCCAUCUCCUCAUGGUCAAGGAUUAUGUGACUCUUCUUGGGGCAACCCUCAGACAGUAUGGUUAUGAAGUGAGCCCAAUUCUUGGGACUCUAAAUAGUAGUCGAGAAAAAUAUCAUGAACUUCUUUUGGCGGAGUGUAGGCAACAAAUAACUGCUGUAGUCACCAAUGAUACAUUUGAGCAGAUGGUAAUGAAGAGGGAGUCAGAUUAUCAGGCAAAUGUCCUAUUGUUCCAUCUACAGACCUCUGAUAUAAUGCCAGCUUUCCCUUUUAUUGCUCCAUUCUCUUCCAUGGUGCCUGAAUGCUGUCGCAUUGUUAAGUCAUUCAUCAAAGAUUCUGUCAAUUAUUUAUCAUAUGGGAGCCAAAUGAACUUUUUUGAUUUUGUCAAAAAGUAUUUGGAUAAGCUCUUGAUUGAUGUACUGAAUGAAGUCCUACUUGAGACUAUUUACAGCGGUACUACUGGUGUGUCUCAGGCAAUGCAAAUUGCUGCAAAUAUAGCUGUUUUAGAAAGGGCUUGUGAUUUUUUUCUUCAACAUGCAGCCCAACAAUGUGGCAUUCCAGUCCGUUCAGUUGAAAGGCCUCAAGGCAGUUUAACAGCUAAGAUUGUCCUCAAAACUUCAAGAGAUGCUGCUUAUAUUGCACUGCUAAGCUUAGUAAAUGCGAAAUUGGAUGAAUUCAUGUCACUCACAGAAAAUGUCCAUUGGACAGCAGAAGAUGCACCUCAGAAUGGCAAUGAAUGCAUGAAUGAGGUCGUUAUAUAUCUUGACACCCUCUUGUCCACUGCUCAACAAAUUUUACCUCUUGAUGCUUUGUAUAAAGUUGGGAUUGGAGCUCUUGAGCAUAUCUCCAAUUCAAUUGUGGGAACUUUUCUCAGUGACUCGAUAAAGAGAUUCAAUGCUAAUGCAGUAAUGAGCAUCAACCAUGAUUUGAAAGUAUUGGAGUCAUUUGCCGAUGAGAGGUUUCACAGUACUGGGUUGAGUGAAGUUUACAAGGACGGCAGCUUUCGAAGUUGCUUGCUAGAAGCUAGACAAUUGAUAAACCUCCUUCUAAGCAGUCAACCAGAGAACUUUAUGAAUCCUGUCAUAAGGGAGAAGAACUAUAAUGCUCUAGAUUAUAAAAAGGUUGCCACUAUCUGUGACAAGUAUAAGGACUCAGCUGAUGGACUCUUUGGAAGUCUUGCAAGCAGAAAUACAAAGCAGAGUGCCCGUAAGAAAUCAAUGGAUGUGCUGAAGAAGAGAUUGCGGGAUUUCAACUGAAACUUGUGAUAAAAUGAAUAAGAAACUAGCUUUUUCUGUUAGAAAUCAAUGAAUUCUUUAUUUCUUCUGAGUUUUCUCCAGAAAGAUUCACAUUAAUUGUAUCUUCGUUCUCAAUCAUGUUAGCACUAGUUUGGUUA
Molecule: messenger RNA, 2850 nt
Organism: Nicotiana tabacum (common tobacco)
Lineage: Eukaryota; Viridiplantae; Streptophyta; Magnoliopsida; Solanales; Solanaceae
Product: exocyst complex component SEC15A
Biological process (GO): intracellular protein transport; exocytosis; Golgi to plasma membrane transport
Cellular component (GO): exocyst; membrane
Source: RefSeq, a predicted model, not a curated record